AUGGGAGACGAAGUUAAGCUAACCAAAAAGCAGCUCAAAGCGCAGCAGUUCCGUAAGUCUAAGGAUACGAAAGAGGACGAAAAAAGCGCAAAACGGACUGCGGACGAUGUAAAGGAGGCAAAUAAAGACGUCACUUCGGGUGAUGAAGCGCCUAAGAAGAAGCGUAAAACACGUAGAGGAAAGGGUGGCAAGGGGAAAAAGGGUAACAGAUUCCUCAUAUUUGUGGGUAACCUUCCGAAAGGCACAACUGAUGUUGAACUAAAAGCACAUUUUAAGUCGAGCUCUCCAGAUGAGAUUCGUGUAAGGCCCGACAAAAAUAUCGCGUUUUUGGAAUUCGACGCAGACAAGGACCAGAAAAACAUUCAGUCACGUAUGGAUGUCGCGUUGCUACAACACAAGACCGAGAUGAGCGGUCGAAAAAUUAAUGUGGAGUUAACCGUAGGCGGUGGCGGGAACAGUGAAGCCCGCCUGGAGAAGCUAAAGAACAAGAAUUUAAAGAUGGACGAUGAAAGGAGAGUAAGAACUACCAAAAUGAUUCUAGACAGUAAAAAUAAGGCUGCCAAAGAGGCGCCAAAGAAUACGGAGCCGGUUGAACUUGCGAACGGAAUCCACCCUGAUCGUUUGAAAAACAUGAAAUGA
Molecule: messenger RNA, 639 nt
Organism: Lachancea nothofagi CBS 11611
Lineage: Eukaryota; Fungi; Ascomycota; Saccharomycetes; Saccharomycetales; Saccharomycetaceae
Source: the annotation of a GenBank genome assembly